Megalops cyprinoides (Indo-Pacific tarpon) is the source of this 2659-nucleotide messenger RNA. RefSeq names its product prostacyclin receptor-like. The coding region runs from base 665 to 1792 and encodes 375 amino acids. The transcript has 3 exons. Gene Ontology annotation, cellular component: plasma membrane. Gene Ontology annotation, biological process: adenylate cyclase-activating G protein-coupled receptor signaling pathway; inflammatory response; positive regulation of cytosolic calcium ion concentration. The record is from RefSeq and is a predicted model, not a curated record. Gene Ontology annotation, molecular function: prostacyclin receptor activity. Lineage: Eukaryota; Metazoa; Chordata; Actinopteri; Elopiformes; Megalopidae.
GAAAGACCGCGAGUGCUUAGAACUUUCGUAACUGUCGAGCCUGCUGCGAACAACCAGGCACUAUAUAGUAUUGACAGGGCAGAGAAGAGUUUCUGAAAUGCAAGAGACUAAUAUAUUGAGUUUACAGCAAUCCAGAAUACGUUCGUGACAGCGAGUUACCAUUGAGGAUGACCAGGAAAUUACAGCAAAUACGACUGCUACGAGAAAAAGGAAGUGAUACCUGUUCUGGGAGAAAGCCAGAAACACAACCUGCAAAUGUUCUGGACUUUGUGAAUCUUCUAAAAUAGCAUCUUGCAAAUACACUGGAAAAAGCGGAGAUACUGAAACAUACACGAUGGGAUUUAGCAGUUUGAUGAUUGACAUGUGCCAGUCAUCUCUAGGCAUCUAAUUCGAACUCCUCGCCAUCAACGGUGGACGGCAAAAGUGUGACUUUAAGAUUCACGAGAACUCGGUAAUUGUCUCCCGGUGUGGGUGGGAGGAUUCCAGCCUUUGAAAAAUCAGAUCUGUGUGCUUGUUUUGCAUACUGAGCACCAAUUGCACAUGCAAGUGCACACACACGCGCACGUGCAUUCACUCAGACACACACACAUUAACGCAAGCACAUACGCUCGCGCACAGUCUCUCCCUCUGCCUCUGCACUGCACCAUGUCAGACACUGGGAGGCAUGUGCGAUAACAGUACCCAGAUCCACAGUGACGGAGACCCCGUUUUGAGCGUGAUGAUGUUCGCCGCCGGGGUGGUGGGGAACCUGAUGGCACUGGUUAUCCUGGGCGUGCACCAGAGGGGACGUCCGGGCAAGGCGUCCGUCUUCUCCAUCCUGGUGACGGCUCUGGUGCUGACUGACCUGCUGGGCACCUGCGUGGUCAGCCCGCCUGCCUUCAUCGCCUAUGCCCGCAACACCUCCCUGGUGGGCCUGGCGGGCCCGGCGGGUAGCCGGGGCUUCUGCAACGUCUUAGCCUUCUCCAUGACGUUCUUCGGUCUGGCCUCCAUGCUCAUCCUGUUCGCCAUGGCCGUGGAGCGCUGUCUGGCCAUCAGCCAUCCCUACAUCUACUCCAAGCACAUGCGGACGAGCUUCGCCAAGGUCGCCCUGACACUGGUCUACCUCCUCUCCGGCUCCUUCUGCUCACUCCCCCUGCUAGUCCGGGUCCCGUACAAGCAGUACUGCCCGGGGACCUGGUGCUUCCUCCGGAUGGAGGGGAAGGAGCUGGCCAUCUCCCUUGCCUACAUCUCGGUCAUGGCGCUCCUGAUCACGGCGAUCUGCCUGUGCAACACCUCGGUCAUCGUGAGCCUAUGCCGCAUGUACCACAGCCACCUGGUCCGGCAGGGCCCUGCGGCGAGGAAGGGGGUGCCGUGGUUCCGCCGCGGCGAGGAGGAGCUGGACCACCUGGUGCUGCUGGGCUCUAUGACCAUCAUCUUCAUUAUCUGCACCCUGCCGCUGACUGAUGUUGGUUUAACGUCUGAUUUGGAAGGUGCCAUCUCCUACAGGCAGUCCCCAUCACUCCUGUGGAAGCCCAGGAAGUCUUCAGUCCAGGUCUGUGGCUUUGUCUGUGCCAUCUUGCCAGCCAAUGACCAGAAGAUGCUCUUGGCCUUGCGCUUCUUCUCUCUCAACCCCAUCCUGGACCCCUGGGUCUUCAUCAUCUUCCGCAAGGUUGUCUUCCAGCGCCUCCACUCCCUGCUUCGCUGCUGCCUCCGUGGUCCCAGAGCCCCAUCCGACCCACCCUCAUCCAUGCCCCUCAAUACCGGCCAGAUCUUCACCUCUACCAUCCUCCCUUUGGGAGAGCUGGGAUCGUAAGGCGGGGGGUAGGCAAACCCUGGCGCCAGAGCGGCCGGAGGUGUUUCUGCCAUUUGUUUCCAUCCAAACGCUACAUCACACAAUCAGAUUGAUCACCACCAGCAAUUGCAUGCACGAGGAACCCAGUGUUUCACCAUUCGGACUUAAUAUAGUAUACACCCAACUUGUGUAGAGAAGAACUGCAGUUUUUCGGAUAGCCCCAUGGAACAAUCCUAUGCUGGAAAGGGACAGGCACUGAUAUUUGCAUCUGUGCGUGCUCCAAUGGGACAGUUAUGCCUACAGGUCAGACCAGGGUGCCAAGGAAGAUGAGCGCUUGACGGCAUCCCCACUCAUGUGUCUCAUUCAUAAGGAGGAGUCAUCAAUCAAGUGACAUAAGUAGUCCUGUUGACCAACCAUAAGUCCCCUGCACACAGACUAACCAGCUGGAUAUUCAUACUGCACAUAGGGGCAGAUUUUGGACUGUGCUUCAUUUGGAUGUACUGCACAUACAGUGGACCUGCAUAACUGACUCAUUAACUUGCUCCAUCCACAUUUUACUCCAGUCAGUUGACCACUAUUCUCCAUCUUUGAAUGACAACCUUAUCGUGUGACAGCAUUCACAAGCUUCCUACUGUCUGGCAUUAAUAGAUGAACUGAGAACCUAGCAUUCAAUACAAUAGGCAAAUUAGUUUAUGAUGGCACAGAAUAUCCACCAUAAAAUCCAAUAGUUGUUUGCAAAUUUGUUGUUAAUUAUUGAAAAUGUGAUUGUGAAGUCAGAUAUAAAAUGACUACUAUAUCCAAAAGGAAGAAUAAGAGUUUUACACAGUUAUGUCCAAACAAUAUUACCCAGCGCACUUCUAUUCUGUUCUGGUAUACUACAUGACUACA